Messenger RNA from Nasonia vitripennis (jewel wasp), 3385 nucleotides. Its product is annotated as ribonucleoside-diphosphate reductase large subunit. Gene Ontology annotation, biological process: DNA replication; deoxyribonucleotide biosynthetic process. The coding region runs from base 612 to 2984 and encodes 790 amino acids. The record is from RefSeq and is a predicted model, not a curated record. The transcript is spliced from 11 exons. Gene Ontology annotation, molecular function: ribonucleoside-diphosphate reductase activity, thioredoxin disulfide as acceptor; ATP binding. NCBI's taxonomy places the organism in Eukaryota, Metazoa, Arthropoda, Insecta, Hymenoptera, Pteromalidae. Gene Ontology annotation, cellular component: ribonucleoside-diphosphate reductase complex.
UACUGCAUCCAAGCCAAGUGUGCGAUUUUCAUGACUGAUGUGCGUGCUGGGAUAGUAUUAUUCUCAUUGUUAUGAAUAUAGACAUAGUAAAGAUAGAGACGGCUCUCACACACAAAUUAAAGUGAGGAGGAAUAAUUACCAUCGGAAAGAUUUCGCCAUCUCGCUAGUACUUAAAUCUAAAAAUAUAAAAUAUUUUGCGCAAUAUUUUGAUUUCUCAAAAGAGAGAGAUGCGGCUAGUUGACUGUCUCUGUCUCACUUUUUACGCGCGGAAACGGCUUGAAUUACCUUGACAGUCUACCUUCGCUACAUUUAUGCUUUAUAAGUAUAAGUAGUUUUUGAAGAAAUGGAAUUGCAAUUUGUAGAUAUAGAGCGAGACUAUAGUACAACAUAGGUAUAGACAAUAUCAUAGAUAGUAGAAAUGUUUAAUGCAAUAACAUGUGCACUAGUAUACUUUGUACUGUCAUGUGUUGUUUUGACGGUAACAUACAAGACACUACUGUAUCGGAGAUGAGCCGUUUGUUUUGAAACACUUCUACGUAUAGAUAGAAAAUAUAUACACCACAUUUACUUAUCAAUGGCUAUUUGAACCUUCGAUUUUUAUUAAUUAAGAAAUGGCAACAAGAGCAAAGAUGCACGUUUUAAAGCGCAAUGGUUUUAAGCAGGAAGUCAAUUUUGAUAAAAUUACCCAGAGGAUUAGAAAAUUAUGUCAUGGUUUGAAUAUGGAUUAUAUUGAUCCACUUGCUAUUACACAGUGUGUCAUCAAUGGACUUUAUCCUGGUGUUAAAACAGUAGAACUUGAUAAUUUGGCUGCGGAAAUUGCAGCAACAAUGACAACCAAGCAUCCAGAUUAUGCAAUAUUGGCAGCAAGAAUUGUGAUAUCAAGUUUGCAUAAAGAAAAUAGAAAAACAUUCAGUGUCAUGGAUGAUUUGUAUAAAGUGAUUGACCCGAUUACAAAAGAACAUAAGCCAAUGAUAAGCGAAGAGUACAAUAAUAUAAUUCAAAAACAUAAAGAUAGACUAAAUUCUGCCAUAGACUAUGACAGAGAUUUUGUCUUUAACUAUUUUGGAUUUAAAACCUUGGAGAAAAGUUACUUAUUCAGGAUUAAUGGACAAGUGGUUGAGCGACCACAAGAUAUGCUUAUGAGAGUUGCAGUAGCUCUUCAUAAAGAGGAUCUUGAAAAAGUCAUAGAGACAUAUAAUUAUACUUCUGAACGUUACUUCACACAUGCAUCUCCUACACUUUUUUUUGCAUGUACUAUACACCAACAAAUGUCCAGUUGUUUUAUUCUUACCAUGAUUGAAGAUAGUAUAGAAGGAAUUUUCGAAACAUUAAAGAGAUGUGCAAUUAUUAGCAAAUCCGCAGGUGGUAUUGGUAUAAGUGUUCAUAAUAUUAGAGCUAAAGGAACUGCGAUUGCUAGCAAUAAUGGAUUUGCAAAUGGAUUAGUACCUAUGAUCAGAGUAUUCAACAAUACAGUACGCUUUAUUGAUCAAGGUGGAAACAAAAGGCCUGGUGCAUUUGCUCUUUAUCUAGAGCCCUGGCAUGCAGAUAUUUUUGAAUUCCUUGAUUUAAAAAAAAAUAUUGGUAAGGAAGAAUAUAGAGCAAGGGAACUGUUUUAUGCCUUAUGGAUCCCAGAUUUAUUUAUGCAAAGAGUACUUGACAAUGAGAAAUGGAGUUUAAUGUGUCCACACGAAUGUCCAGGCUUACCUGAUGUUUGGGGAGAUGAAUUUAAUAAACUGUACAUAAAAUACGAAGAAGAAAAACGUUAUAAACGUCAAAUUGUCGCAAGAGAUUUAUGGACUGCCAUUUUAAAAGCACAAGUUGAAACUGGAACUCCUUAUAUGCUCUAUAAAGAUCACUGCAAUCGUAAAUCAAAUCAACAAAAUCUUGGAACUAUUAAAAGCAGUAAUUUAUGCACUGAAAUUAUACAAUACUCUUCUCCAAACGAAGUAGCAGUGUGUAAUUUAGCAUCCAUUGCUGUUAAUAUGUUUGUUGAUGUUGAAACACAGUACUACAAUUUUCUAAAAUUGAAAGAAGUUGUUAAAACUGUUGCUAAGAAUUUAGAUAAAAUUAUUGAUCUGAAUCAUUAUCCACUCAUCGAAGCAGAAAAAUCCAAUUUAAUGCACAGACCAGUUGGUAUCGGGGUACAAGGAUUGGCAGACGCUUUUUUGUUAAUGCGCUAUCCAUUCGAGAGUAAAGAGGCUCAGCAGCUAAAUAUUCAAAUUUUCGAAACAUUAUAUUUUGGAGCUUUAGAAGCUAGUUGUGAAUUGGCCAAAGAAAAUGGACCAUAUUCUUCCUACAAUGGUUCACCAGUAAGCAAAGGAAUAUUACAGUAUGAUAUGUGGAAUGUGACUCCAACCAACUUGUGGGAUUGGGCUGCAUUAAAAUUGAAAAUAGCCAAGUAUGGAGUUCGUAAUUCACUACUUCUUGCACCAAUGCCAACAGCUUCUACAGCUCAGAUAUUGGGAAACAAUGAAUCAGUGGAGCCUUACACAAGUAAUAUUUACACUAGACGUGUUUUGUCAGGAGAAUUCAUUAUUGUUAAUCCACAUUUAUUAAAUGAUUUAACAAAGAGAAAUCUUUGGGAUGAUGAAAUGAAAAACGAAAUAAUUGCCAACAAUGGUUCUAUUCAGAAUGUAGGCCACAUUACGCAAGAUUUGAAAGAAUUAUAUAAAACAGUAUGGGAGAUACCUCAGAAAAUUAUUUUAAAAAUGGCUGCAGAUCGAGGCGCUUUUAUUGACCAAUCACAAUCUGUAAAUGUUCAUAUGGCUAAGCCUACAACUGAAAAACUUACUUCCAUGCAUUUUUAUGGCUGGAAAGCUGGUUUAAAGACGGGUAUGUAUUACUUAAGAACCAAACCAGCUGCCAAUGCAUUGCAAUUCACAGUCAAUAAGUCUCUUCUCAGGCCACAUGCUACUGAAGAAGUUAAAGAAAAAAGUAAUACUAUAAUGGAAAAUAAAGAAGAUGCUUGCAUGAUGUGUACUUGAACUAUAGUAUAACUUUAUUAUCUAUAUAAUUUUAUUAUUCUAUAUAUUUAAUAAUCUUCAUAUCAUAAUUGUUUUGGUAUAUUGUUACAGUUUUAAAUAUUACCAAAGAUAAUUUUUAUAGUUUUGUUGUUAUUGUUUUGUUAUCGCGUAAUAACACAAUACGCACGUUAUGGUUAUUAAUUUAUUUGUUGUUAUUGUUUUUAAGUUUCAUUUAUUAAAUGUAAAAUUUCUGGAUGUUUUUUAAUUUUGUAAAUUGUUACGUUUAUGCACAAAAGUCGUGAGCGAAUUCCGAGUUGUAUAAAGUCAGAUUUUAUAAUUUUGUAUCAAUAUGACCUUGUACUGUACCGAUGUGACUUAAAAGAAUACAUUUUUAGUGAAAUAAAACAUUACUUUUUUUAAAA